Messenger RNA from Xenopus tropicalis (tropical clawed frog), 2877 nucleotides. The record is from RefSeq and is a predicted model, not a curated record. NCBI's taxonomy places the organism in Eukaryota, Metazoa, Chordata, Amphibia, Anura, Pipidae.
AAACCUCACCACUGCCUCAACUUAUCACUGGUUCCCUGCUUGCUGCCAAGAUGAUCACCUCCACUGCUGCAUCCCAUCCCUUUUCCCUCUGCGGGCUUGUACUACUACUUGCAAUAUUACUCCAGUCUGUCUUUGUGGCUGUCACUUAUAUAUACUUCACUAAUGAACUUAAACAGCUGCGUGAAACCUAUGCCAGGAGCAACAUUGCCUGUUUAACUGGAGAAGAUGUUGGAGAUUUAUUCAGGCCCUCUGCUUUUGAAGAUGGAUAUGAAAAGAACGAUCCCUGUUGGGAAAUAAAGUCCCACUUGCACAUUUUAAUAAGAAAGAUUGUUUUGAAAAAUUACAAAUUUGAGAAUGCAGCUAAAGCGAAAGUAACGCCUCAAUUUGCUGUUUAUCAAAAAGAAGACUAUCCCACUGGCGUAAUAGCUGCACAUGUAACUGGAGAUAGCAGGAAAGCUCUGCCCCCAGAAAAUACCUUCCUGAAGAACUAUAAUGGAGAGAAAAUACAAGGGUGGAAAUCCCAUAGGUCUCCGUCUUUUCUAAGCAACGUAGAAAUGGAAAACGGUGAGCUAAUUAUUAGGAAAAGUGGCUUUUACUACAUUUACUCCCAGACAUAUUUUCGGCAACGUUUCAAUAGGGGAACAGAAGAAAAAAAAGGGAAACAAUUAGUUCAACAGAUUUACAAAGUAACAAGCUACCCAGAACCACUCCUUUUGAUGAAAAAUGCUAAAACAACGUGUUGGUCUAAAGAGGCAGACUAUGGGCUACAUUCCAUCUAUCAAGGAGGGGUUUUCAAGUUAAAUGAAAAUGACCGAAUAUUUGUCACGGUCAGUGAUAUUAAUAUGAUUGAUAUGGAUGAAAAUGCAACAUUCUUGGGAGCUUUUUUGGUGGUCUAAAUCAGUGCUGUCCAGCUGUAAGUCUGUGGGGCAAACGUGGCCUCUUAGGGAUAUCUCAGGGUUCUAUAAACUUCUUUAGAUAACAUCAUUUUCAUAUAAUACAACAAAUGCUAUCUGGAAAAUGUUGAACAGCAGCAUUCUAAAACAUGAAACAAUAAUAAACAUGUUUAUAGCACCAUGGACUGAUAGAAGCAAGUUAACAACCAGCAAGAGCUGACCAAAACAGCAAUGGAUCACUGCAUCCCACUUGCCUUGAAAGUCAGGCAUUCCAUCAUCAUCGCCUUUGGGGGUAAGGUCCAUUUUUGUGCUUGUGGAAUUUUUGUGCGGUUUGUUUUAUUAUUUUAAAUUCUUCAAGCUCUUAAAACACAUAUUGGACUUGAAGGACCAGCAGCACUAAUAAAGGCAAACUUUCCUUUUGUAUGGAUACAAGGGGGCUGUAGGAGCACCCUAAGGGGAAGUAAAACAAAAGUAGAAUAUAAUGGAAGUGCAACUGAUUUGGUCAAAUUUACUACAAACAUUUCCCAAGAUAUGUAACUAAGCAGGGAGGUGCCACACUAUGAAACAUAUGACCAGAGCUGAAUAGUUAGGACCACCAUAGGGGGUUUACCUUGACGUGGUAUGGUGGCUUGGCAAUUUUAUGAUCAUAAACUUGUAACUAAAAACCCCUGUUUUUGAAAGUGUUUGAAUAAAAACACAUUUACACUGAGGUCCCGUUUAUCUAAAUAAAUCUAUAGUUAAUAUAAUUAUAACUUGAGCUACAAGGCCCUAAAUGAUGAAAGCAAAUUCUUUCUAGAAAUAAUCUAUAAAUGUAAUAAUAUUUACCAUGAUUUGUUUUAAGUGAGCCAUUGCUUUGAGUUGGUAUAUUGACCAAUAAGCCUCCAACUCAGUCAAGACUGGCCAAUCUGUGACACUGUAUUGUAAUUGUGAAAUCUCAAAGUACAUGUACCACAUACUCGAUUCACUUACAUAGGGUAUAAGGUUUGGGGGGUAUUCUUUUAGAGAACUGUGUAGAGAUGUCUUUUUUUACCCAUACAACGCUAUGAAGAAGCCCACAUAUAAAAGCAAUGCACGUGUUCAUUUCCACUGAAAUGAGUGUGUUUAGUUUUGCUUAUAUUAAGCAGCAUUAUUUGUGAAUCAAAACAUGAAUUGCAUUUAAGUCUACUGUGAACACUUAUUAUGUGUCUAAACUAAAUAUGGCCAAACUGGGUUGGUUUUUGGAUCCUGCAGCCAAUCAGCAUUCUCUUUAAUUUGGUGACAUGUGGCUGCCCAAACCACACCAAUGGCCACAAAUGAAUCUGUUAGCUGAUCAGAUCAUACUGUACAUUUGAUAAUGGCUAGCAAUCACAUCCAGGUUCAGAACGUCACACAUGGACAAAACUAGGUUGUCUGUCACUUUAGGUAAGAACAGUACAGGGGUGUCAACAAAGCCAAUGUCAUGAGGGUGAUAAUGAUGCAAUCCAAUAAUUCUUAAAAUGAUGUCAUGUUACCAUUAAUAUUUUUAACUUCAUGUCGUGGGGUUAUUUGACAUCUCUUAGAAGCCUCCUGGCGUGGGACAGAAAGCUGACACCUGAAUUAAUUCAAAAAGUCCAUGCACUACCCACGGUAACCUGCAAUAACACAAAAAUUAAUUGAUAUCCAGGCUUAAGCCUCAGUCAAUACUUUUUACCCCUGUGCCAAGGCUUUGUAAACUGUAGACUUAUUUAUAACUUGUGCAGAUCAAUAUUUUUUGUAUUAUGAAUCAUAUUUUUUAUAAAAGAAAUAGAGUUAAAUGAACGGCAGACAUAUAUUACAAUAACAGAAACAUUGCUGCCUAAUUGUAUCCUUCAUGACACUAUAUCAUCCUAAAUUGACUGUAAUGAUAACUGUCUGUAAGUAUUUUUUCACCUUAAUGCAAAGUUGUUAAUGAUUACUAAUUCAAAAAUAUAUUUUAUUUUUUACAUCCUACAGAUUUUUAAAUAAAAAUGAUUAAUAUUGAAAAACA